CACUGAGAUCUACAGAUGUGUCUGGGCUUUGAUCCAGUGAUCUUCUUGGUUCCAUGAAACUAUUUUCUGACUUUUGCCUCCCAGUUUUAACCCAUUACUGCAGUUUAUAAAGUAUAUAUAAUAUAUUUACAUUUUUCUUCUUCUUCUUCUCAGAGUCCAGUCCACAGAUGGACAACACCACAGCUCUCACGUUCAUAAUGACCGCGUACUCGGCCAUGGAGAACUACAAACACUGGAUGUUCUGUGUGUUCCUCCUGCUGUAUGUCAUUACUGUUUUCCUGAAUGUUCUGCUCAUUACAGUCAUACACCAGAACAAAAAGCUGCAUCAGCCCAUGAACGUCUUCUCCUGCGCUCUGUCUCUGAAUGAGCUGUACGGCAGCACCGCCCUGCUGCCCACCAUCAUGGCUCUGCUCCUGUCCCAGACCUAUGAAAUGACCGUCAGGUGGUGCAUGAUGCAGGUGUUCUUCCUGCACACGUACGCAGCCGCGGAGUUGUGCAUAUUAGCUGUGAUGGGCUACGACAGGUACAUCGCCAUCUGUAAACCUCUGCAUUACCACGGCCUCAUGUCCAACUCCAGGGCGGCCAUGAUCAGCGCGUUAGCAGCCGUUUACCCCAUGUUAGUCUUCGGGAGCUUCUUCUCACUGACUGUGCAGAUCAGCAUCUGUGGAAAUGAGCUGCACAAGUUGUACUGUGUGAACAUGGAGCUGGUGAAAAACUCCUGUUCGUCCUUCUCAUACAUUAGUAACGUGGGCCUGCUGCUGCUGCUGAUCCUGGUGGUGCCUCAGCCGGUCAUGAUUGUUUUCUCUUAUGUUAGGAUUUUAAAAGUGUGCAGGAAACUGUCGCGGGAGUCUCAACGCAAUGCCCUGAAAACCUGCCUGCCACACCUGCUGUCCCUGUUGAACUACACCAUCGGUUCCACCUUUGAGAUUCUCCAAACCCGGUUCAACACAACACACGUCCCCAUAGAAGCACGCAUUUUCCUGUCCCUGUACUUUCUCGUUACUCCCCCCAUCGUUAACCCGGUGCUGUACGGACUGGGCACUAAGCUGGUCAGAGACCACAUCCUCAAACUGUUCAUCAGAUACAAAGUCCUGACCACACUGAUAGCCAAAGCUUUAGUAUAAAACUGUUCGUGCCCCGCAGUGACCCUCGGUUAUUUUUAGCCUCCCCCUCAGAAUUUGAAAUAAAGAUAUUUUUAAUAAAACUGUUAAUGAAGUCCUUAAGUGUAGUAGUGUGUACUGACAGCUGUCCAGCUGAUGUUGAUGAUAAUGA
Cynoglossus semilaevis (tongue sole) is the source of this 1272-nucleotide messenger RNA. RefSeq names its product olfactory receptor 52D1-like. The record is from RefSeq and is a predicted model, not a curated record. Gene Ontology annotation, biological process: G protein-coupled receptor signaling pathway; detection of chemical stimulus involved in sensory perception of smell. Gene Ontology annotation, cellular component: membrane. Bases 168 to 1124 code for a protein of 318 amino acids. The transcript has a single exon. NCBI's taxonomy places the organism in Eukaryota, Metazoa, Chordata, Actinopteri, Pleuronectiformes, Cynoglossidae. Gene Ontology annotation, molecular function: odorant binding; olfactory receptor activity; G protein-coupled receptor activity.